Messenger RNA from Trypanosoma brucei brucei TREU927, 1485 nucleotides. RefSeq names its product phosphatase, putative. The record is from RefSeq and is a predicted model, not a curated record. Lineage: Eukaryota; Euglenozoa; Kinetoplastea; Trypanosomatida; Trypanosomatidae. Gene Ontology annotation, biological process: protein dephosphorylation; cilium assembly. Gene Ontology annotation, molecular function: protein tyrosine/serine/threonine phosphatase activity; protein tyrosine phosphatase activity. The coding region runs from base 1 to 1485 and encodes 494 amino acids. The transcript has a single exon.
AUGUCGCGCGAUCCGCCAGGGGAAGGGGGUGAGUCGUCGCCCGUCUGUGCCGACAUGAGUAUAGAUAAGUUUUCUAUUCUAACUCCAGAGAAGCAAACCUUCAAGAAGAAAGACCAAUCCAAAGUGGACGGCUUUCUUGACAGGAUGCGCCAAAGGAUUCAUUGCACCUUUUGUGGUGGCGCGAAGUGCAAGCACGAGAAUUGGGAAUCCUUGAAGGAGAAGCGAUACAAGACGGCAAUCGAGGGACUGAUAUCAAGUUGGGUGGGAGACGAUGUAAUUGCAAGCCAAAGGCCGUCAACAUCUCUCUUCAGAAAGUAUUCGCUUAUUGAGCAGUUUCGAGAAAAACGAAUCACCGGUGUGUUAAAUUUGCAGGAGAAAGGUGAACACGCGAGUUGCGGUCCCGACGGUAUCUACGCAUCGACAGGAUAUAGCUACAGCGGUGAGCAAGACCUUAUGAGGCACCAGAUUAGUUACUACGAAUUCCCUUGGCCUGAUAUGACGGCCCCGAAACAGGACAUUGUACUACGUAGUGUCCAAGUAAUGGAUUCUCAUGUUAAGAAAUCGGGGAAGGUGCUGGUCCAUUGCCACGCCGGUUUGGGUCGCACCGGUCUGAUGAUAGCUUGCUAUCUGCUUUAUGCACAGAAGAUGCCAAGCGCGGAUGUAAUCGAACUCGUACGGCAAAUGCGGCCGGGUGCGAUACAAACGUCGAGGCAGGUGAAAUUUAUACACGACUUUGAGUCGCACCUGUGGAGGCUCUCACACACGUUUCGUGUUGAGGUAUCUGAAUCCGCUUUAGAUAUUGAUUUGUUCUUGAAAAAGCAGCGGCUGCUCCUGCAUGGAGACCAUGCAGAUUCUUAUCGUUUUAUCCCGAUGACAAUCCACCUUAUUUUGUGUCAGUUGUUAAACCUCACAAAGGCGAAUCCUUCUAACUCGGAGCUGUCCGUUAAAUCUCUUGGCUCUGGCAGACUACCGGAAGGAUCAGCAUUAAAUGACGUACGACGCUCCAUCAACCGACGUACUUUUGAUGCAACAUCGGUGAAUGAUGUCAAGCUUCUUAGUUACUUAGUGUGGGAUUGGUUCAAGUCCCUCUCAUUCCCGGUCUUAACACCUGAUGAAGCUUCCGCAAUCGUUGCCUACAUGCGCCAACCACCCGGGGAGCGGAUCGCACUGCCAACGUUUAUAAGGACAACCUUGAGGUUGUCCGUUGUUCAGACACUCGGGAUGGUCUUGUCAGCAUAUCACAUCAUUUGUCUUAACAUAAAGGAAUCUCUGAAAGUGAGGGCACUACGAUGCCUCACGGACUCAUUCACCACCGUGCGUGAUGGUGUCACAGUAAGAGGAGAGCCAGGAACGUUUGGACUUCUUUAUGAAUUCUUUGUAGACUGGGCUAGGUUGGAUCAAGGUGGAUGCUUUGAUCUUGGCGGAGCUGGCUACCAAGACCAUACAAUUAGUGGGAUCGCGGAAGAGUCUGCAGAUGUGCUCUGA